AUGAGCAUUGCGUACAGGCGCCUCGACCCCUCAAAGCGCGAAAUCCGCUUGCUGGAGAUCCAGUCCGCUCGCAACCUCAAUGACCCAAUCGAGUGUAAACUCGUCACGGUCCGCGUGACGGACGACCUCGAGUUUAUCGCGCUCUCGUCCCUCUAUGGCGAUGCCAGAGAGACGGAGCGCAUCUACAUCUCGGGGCUGCCAGUGACCAUCACCUCCCACCUGGCGUCAGCCAUCAAGAACAUCCGCGCCGUCUUCUAUCCCACCAUCUCGCGGAGGUUCCAACGAACUCCGGCCCGACGCCCGCACGGCGCCCCGAGAUGGUUUCGCCAGCUCUUUGGCGCAAACUCGACCCAGCGUGGAGAGCUUGAGGCUCGCUCCCUUCGCGUCUGGGUCGACCUCGUAUGUAUCAACCAGAAUGAUGAGGAGGAGCGUCAUCGCCAGACGCUCGACAUGCGCAUGAUCUACAAGGCGGCCGAGCUCGUCAUCGGCUGGCUGGGUGACAAGACGGAGCACACCGACGUGGCCAUGAUGACGCUGGCCGAGAUCGAAGACGCCAUGCCGGCUCACUGGGGAGACCCAGGUGACCGUGAAAAGCAUCCCGAGGAUUACUCCCCAACCCAUCGUUGGGCUCGACCCAUCACUCACAUCUGGUCUCCGGGCCCGGGAGGCGAGAUUCCCUUCCUGAUGCCUCACUGGGUUGGAUGCAACGACUUCAUGACGCGCCAGUACUUUCAGCGGCGCUGGAUCCUUGAGGAAAUCGCCCUCGCCCGCUUUCCCACGUUCCUCAUUGGCGACGUCAUCGUGCCAUGGAAGCAAGUACUCCGUCUCAAUCGGAUGAUGGAGGAGUUCAAAUACCACCCGUCAGAGGUGUUUGAAAAGGAACUGAGCGCCAUGAUUGCUGAACUACCCCUGGAGACGGCCCACAAGCUCUUGGACGAGUUUGCCAAGAGAGAGGCCCUCGAGGAGGCCCGCAUUCUCAAAGAGACGGGCAAGAGCAGAGCUACUUCUUCUACACGUUCUAAUGAAUAG
This is a messenger RNA of Trichoderma aggressivum f. europaeum, 1029 nucleotides long. RefSeq lists its product as uncharacterized. The record is from RefSeq and is a predicted model, not a curated record. The transcript has 2 exons. Bases 1 to 1029 code for a protein of 342 amino acids. NCBI's taxonomy places the organism in Eukaryota, Fungi, Ascomycota, Sordariomycetes, Hypocreales, Hypocreaceae.